AUGUCCACUGCGGUCGCUCCUCCUACCGCUGCUCCCCUGCGCCCAAUAGUCAACCGUGAGCGUGCCAACGACUCUUCCACGAACUCGUACCCCGUUCUCGCUCCAAUGUCAUCGUCCACCUCCACUCCGUCGCAAUCUACGAACACGACUUCUGCCGUCUCCUCAGCCGACCGCGGCUCGGGGAAAACCACCUCCCCGGUUGGCAAGCGGUCACCAAAUACCUCUCGAAGCGGAGGUGCCGUAUCCAAAAUAUCCGUCAAGAAGGAACCUCCAACCUCUCCCAGCCUGCACUCCAGUUCCCGUCACCGGCCGCGCAAACUCGAUCUCUCUGCCAGCACUCUCUCUUCACACUCAACCACAUCGCGUGGCCCUUUAACCUCACGGGAAGGUGGCCUGGCUGCCAUGCAUGAUGUUGGCCUGGCCUGUCUAUCACCCGGCUUCCAGACCCAAGACCCAGCCAUCCGAGAACAGCUCCAGCGCAGCAUCUCUGUCAGAGACCAGCAGAGGUCCAUCAUUGAAUCGCGCCUGCAAAAGACAGCCAAAGGCGACGGCCCUGAUGGAGUCAAACCAUCUGAAUCAAAUCUCUUUGGAUCGCUCAAAGCCUCAUCCACGAACAAGAAACGACCCCCUCCAGGCUUAUCAAUCGUUCCCCCCUCCGCCUCUCAGUUCGCCAAUGAACGGGUUAUUCAGUCCGCCCCGCUCAACCAGACCUUCACGGGACGCCACCACCCACACCACAUCACUCAUCAUCUCAUCUCACACCCAUCUGACCACAUGAACUCCCCUUCCUCCACCCACAUCCACCAUGCACCAGCGAACCAAACUAACAACCGCCUUCCGCCCAUUGCGGAUGUCUUUGGCUCCGAUGCUCUCGUUCCCCGCACCCAAGACCGCGACCAUCGCGACUGGGAUCGUGAUGAUAGAAAUAUCCCCCGCAACAACCACAGCAGCAGCAAUCAUAAUACUAAUAAUACUAAUACUAAUAAUAAUAACAAUAACAACUUCUAUCAAUCAGCCACAACCGCACCGAGACCACCACUAGCUAAUCCCACUAAUACUAAUAACAGCAGUAACAACAACAUUCCUCUUCCCUCUCCCAGCCUCCCUAUAAAUCAAAACCAAAACCAAAACACCUCUUCUACAUCCUCCACCUUCUCCUCCAUGCAAAGACCCCGCGAAUACCGCUCGGCCGAAGAAGCCGUCCACGAACUCGCGGGUGGCCGCGAAGAUCUCCUCCCGCGCAUCAUACAUUACAAUGGAAACAGUAACCUUGCAAACGCCAACAAUAACAAUACCAAUUCAGCCCAAGGACCCCAACACCACCACUCCCCCGGCGCAAACGGCAAUCACCAGUCUCAGCAACAGCAGAGCUCCCUAUAUCCCCACCACCCACACUCAGCAGCCACACCUAUAGCCGGUAGCGGCAUACACGUGUCCCAAUCUAGCCGUCGCCGCUCGCGCAACGAAUACGAGCGUGAUAAUGGCAGUCCGCCACUAGGUGCUGGGCCGGAUGUGCGUUUUCGACACGCGCCACUACCGCCUGUUGCAGCGUCAACGGCGAGUGCUGGUGGAAGUGGGAGUGCGGCCGGGAAUGCGGCUGGUGGUAGUCCUCCUGGAGGGUAUGCUGCGGGUGGUAUGGGGUAUGGUGGCGGGUAUGGGUCGUUUGGGGCCAGGAGAGAUUCGCCGGACACGCAGAGGAGGAAGAAAGAUGAGUUUUUGGGAUUGUGUGCGCGUGCGUGGGACUUGUUUCAUUCGUAG
Molecule: messenger RNA, 1758 nt
Organism: Paracoccidioides brasiliensis Pb18
Exons: 2
Coding region: 1-1758 (585 amino acids)
Source: RefSeq, a predicted model, not a curated record